GGUAACCAAAGGUAGUCUUUGGGUUCACUAGUUACUGGAGUACAUUAGUUCGCUUUUAGAUAUCGACCAUUACAUGCUAACUUGAUAAGGGAAGUCUAGCAACUUGAAAUGGGCAACCGAGGUGAUUACUUACUUACCAAGCUUCUGUGGCUGAUUUUUAUCCCGCUGGUGGUUACUGGCAGUCCGUUUUUAGGGUCUCCAAAAUCUCCACGGAAUCUCCUAGGAUUAACUACCAGAGAGGAGAAGCAAGUUCACUCUAACCGGAAGUAUAUUCCAAAUCCUGUAGAGGACGAGUACCGACUCCCAACUUCUCUGAACCCCAUUCAUUAUGAAGUUUGGCUUCAGCCCUUCAUCCACGGGAACUUCAGCAUCGCAGGACACAUCAAUAUUGUUCUGGAGGUCUUGGAGGCAACGUCAGUCAUCCAGCUUCACAUCGAUAAUAUCACGACUUUCGAUGACACCAUUAAGAUUGUUUUAUUUGAUGGAGGCCCUGAUAUCUCCAUCAAAGAAACAUCAGUGGAUGAGGUUCACAACUUCUAUUUUGUCUGGCUAGAAGAAGCAUUGGAACUGGGAAGGGCUUACAACUUUUCUCUGGACUUCGAAUCUUAUCUUGACACGGAUGGCAUUGGGUUCCACAGAUCAUCUUACGUCGAUGAAGAAGGAAAGGAGGUACCGGUCGCUCUUACCCAGUUCGAAGCCAAUGGAGCAAGGAGGGCAUUUCCCUGUUUCGAUGAACCGUCUCUCAAAGCUACUUUCGAUUGCUACGUAGCAAGGGAAGAGUCCAUGGCAGCCCUCUCCAACAUGCCUUUGGUCGAAACUAUACCUGUAGAAGGUCAAGAGGGAUGGUCCUGGGACCACUUCCGGACCAGCCCAUAUAUGCCGACCUAUCUGGUGGCUUUCAUCGUGUCGGAUUUCGUCAGCAACGGCACUGAGACUGUCGAAGGUUUUCCUUAUACUGCGUGGUCUCGAAGCCAGGAGAUUAGCCACUCUCAGUAUGCCUUGGAAAUGGGGCCUGACGUCCUGACAUUCUACGCAGAAUACCUGAGAAUUCCAUAUGUGAUGCCUAAAAUGGACAUUGCAGCGUUUGUGGAAUUCGGUGGAGCCAUGGAGAACUGGGGAAUGAUCAUUUUCAAGGAGGACAUGAUGUUGUUUGACCCCGAAGUGCAAACCGAGGCAGAGAAGCAAAUGGUGGCGAAGGUCGUUUCUCAUGAGACUGCUCAUCAGUGGUUCGGAGACCUGGUCACCAUGGGGUGGUGGAGUCAUCUCUGGCUGAACGAAGGAUUCGCCAAAUAUAUGGAAUACUUGGGGGUUAAUCACGUUGAACCUGCUUGGAAAAUGCUUGACCAAUAUGUUUUCGAUGUAGUCCAGUUAGCCCUUGAAGUCGACUCUAACGAGACUUCCUCUCAUCCUGUGAUAAAGAAUGUGAGCAGCACUGACGACAUAAACACAAUAAUCGACGAUAUUACCUACCGAAAAGGUGGUUCUUUGAAUAGGAUGAUGAACCACAUACUAACGGAGCAAACCUUCGUCAAUGGACUAAACUCAUACCUUUUGGAAUACGAGUACAGCAACGCCUAUCAAGAUUACCUGUUCAGGCACCUGACGACUGCUGGCCACGAAGACGGAACUUUGCCCCAAGACAUGACCAUGAAGGAAGUCAUGGACACGUGGACGCUUCAAGCAGGAUAUCCCGUCAUAACUGUCAAUAGAUCGGAGGAUGGAACCUCGGCCAUUAUUUCGCAGAAGCGGUUUUGGUCCUCCCACGAGAGCACGGACGAAACCUGGUGGAUCCCUUUGACAUACACGAGCCAGGACAAUCCGAAUUUUGAGAAAACACAGCCAAUGGUUUGGAUGACGAAGGAGGAGAGAGAAAUCGCCGUAGGUUCCCUGCCGGGGAAGGAUCAGUGGGUCAUCUUCAACAUCCAAGAGACAGGUUUCUACAGAGUGAAUUACGACGACAGCAACUGGGAUUUGCUCCUGAACCAGUUGGAAACUGAUCCCGAGGCAAUCCAUCCCCUCAACAGAGCCCAGAUACUUGACGAUCACGCACACCUGUCACAAGCAGGCUACCUACCUUACUCAUCCACUCUUGAUUUCUUCUCAUACCUUCGCGAGGAGAAGGAAUAUCUCCCUUGGGCUUCUGCUCUUAAUCAUUUGGACUACAUGGAACUCAUGUUAUCGAGAACCGCAGCAAGUGAGCCAUUCAAGAAAUUCCUUCUUGAUCUGAUCAUGCCACUUUACGAAGAGUUCGGAUUCGAUGUCUUGGAUAAUAAGGAUCAACAAGAAAUAUUCAAACAAAUGCUGGUCCUUGCCUGGGCUUGUGAUCUUCGACAAGAGGAUUGCGUCUUAUAUUCAACGAGACUUUUUAGUGAAUGGAUUGAGAACCCUGAUGAAGUUAACAGAAUCAUAAAUCCAAACCUAAGGUCGACGGUCUACUGCUCCGCCAUAGCCGAGGGAGGCGUGAAAGAAUGGAGCUUCGCGUGGAAUAAGUAUCUUUUAUCCAACAGCCGCUCUGAAAAACUCAGACUUCUGAUUGCCCUCGGAUGCAGCAGAGACAGUGAAGUGCUUUUAAAGUACCUUGAUCUGGCAUUCGCUGAGAACAGCGACAUCAGCAAGGCGGAUGCUCUGAGGGUGUUCGCCUCGGUCGCCAAGCGACCAGCUGGAAAGCAGGUCGCCUGGAAUUUCCUCUGGAAUAAUAUUCGCCGAAUUAUUUACCUAUUUGAGUCUUCAACUCACUUGGCCGAAAUGAUUGAGGCUGUGUCCGAUUCAUUCAGCAGUGAAGAAGAGAAAUUGCAGCUCGUGUCACUUGAUGACGAAAUUUCCGAAGUGCUCGAUGAAUAUUCGUCCCUCCUCGUCAGCCGAUCGAUCCAAAAAGUCGCCGACAACAUUGCCUGGAGGGAAAACCGUUAUGGCGUCAUCAUGCAAUGGCUGGAGGAGCGUGGUUAUGCUGCGAAGGGGGUGAAUGUCUGAAUUUGAGCGCCACUCUCCUAAUAAAUGUAUUGAGUUGAUGCA
This is a messenger RNA of Macrobrachium nipponense, 3012 nucleotides long. Its product is annotated as aminopeptidase N-like. NCBI's taxonomy places the organism in Eukaryota, Metazoa, Arthropoda, Malacostraca, Decapoda, Palaemonidae. The record is from RefSeq and is a predicted model, not a curated record. Gene Ontology annotation, biological process: peptide catabolic process; proteolysis. Bases 109 to 2970 code for a protein of 953 amino acids. Gene Ontology annotation, cellular component: cytoplasm. Gene Ontology annotation, molecular function: metalloaminopeptidase activity; peptide binding; zinc ion binding. The transcript has 18 exons.